AUGGCUCGAAACAUCCAGCCUGGCUCGAAAAUGAAGGCUGCUGGUGGUACAUGGAUGGCCACGUGUGAAGCCAGGAUGAUGGCUCCAAUAUCUGUUCAUAAGCAGAAACAGGAGCAGAUGAAGAUUGAGCAGACUACCCACGUCCCUCAGAAAGUUGAAAUGAAGCAAGAGGUAGCAAUUCGACAAAAGCAGAGCCAAGAAUUGGUUCAGAUCCUACUCAAUGCAUCUAUUGGGUCUCUCUUCUAUCUCAGGGGCUUCCUUCCGUUGACUUGCUUCGAUACGCGUUAUCUUGAUGCAAAGUCAGAAACAAGCAUUUCUUACGAGGAUUUUACUAGGUCGGAUUCAAAGCCUGCAGCACCUAGAAAGAGCCAGCCCUUGAGAAUCUUGUUGAGAAACCGUAAUUCUACUGCUGAUGCUAUCUUAAAUCUCCUGGAAUAUGGAGUCUUCGAUGCCCUAGGUAAACGCGUUUUAGAAGCCGUCCAGCUUACCAUAAGCCGUGACAGGAACACACCUCUGCAAGUGCUCGAAAGUUAUACGUUUACAUUUGCCUAUAAGGUCGACGGGAAACACAAGGUUGCCAACCUAGCAAGUGUGUCGCUCGACAACGGCAAAUGCACUAUGGAAGUGGGGACUCUCCGGUCUGCAAAGGUGGGACUAGAGAUGAUCAUCCGCCGUUUAAUCACGCUCAGUACCAUCCUUCCGAACCUACCUUGUACGGACUCCAAAAAAAGCGUUAUCCGCUUUUGUCUUCCGCUGACAAACGAUACAGCAAAGCGGUUUCUUCAUGUCCACCUAUUCUAUACCGAGGAUUGCCCCCUUGAAUAUGAGCCACCAGGGUUCAAGAACUCGGCACUCGAGGAUAUUCGCUUUCCGCGAAUUGAAAAUUGGACGAAGCAGACACAAUCAUGCGGAAUGAUGGAUGGCCCUUAUCACAGGGUUGGCUUAAAGGUCACCUCCCUUCGGUGGUCUGGCACUGGCGAUGACCAGAUCCCAGAAGAUCUUAAGUAUUCCGAUGAUGUCUCCCGGGAAAUCGAUGUCGGCAUUGACCAUAAGGCCAAAGGGCAUUCACGGCUGGGGGAUGAAGCUCCAUAUGAAUCAACUCAAGCCCGCGAAGAUGAGGCGGGUCGGAAGAUUCUCCAGAAAAUGCUAGAGCCAUCAAGUAUCGAUACCACCAUGGCGCCUACCCAGCAACUCAUUGACUCGACCGCGAAGAACGAUGCUACUGCAGCAAAACCGCAGCUUUCUCAGGCGAAAGUUGACGAAAUAGAGAAGAGGAGAAGCCAACCACAGCUAGCACAUCCAAUGCACGCUAGGUCAACCGGGAGUAACUCUGACGCCGGAGCAGUUUCUUGUCAAUGUGGUUGGAACCAGGAAGAAGGUGCUAUGAUAUAUUGCCGUUUCUGUGACACCAAGCAGCAUCUUUCAUGCUACGGGUUCCAUAGUAUCCAGGAUCCAAAGCUCCCCAAUACACAUGCAUGCUACAAAUGCCUGUUAGGAGACGCUGAAGGUAAAAUUCUACAGGAGAUGAAUACCUUGGUGCUCUUGCGACGAGCCUUAAACAUUAUUAUUGAAGAGGGCUAUCCAAGGGGCACCAAAGCUUUUGCGGAAAAACUACACUGCAACGGCCAGGCAAUCCUUCAAAUUACUGGAAUGCUGAAGAAGAAAGGUUUCUUAAAAGCUACACCCGGGUCUAAGUCAAAAGGAUUUUCUGAGAAAGGCUUACCCAGUUUUGUGAUCCCUGAAUCCAAAGGAAUCCGUGAAAGGAUUGACCAGGAAAUUCUCAGCCCCUUUGCGAACAUAUCUCACCAUCAGCGAGCUACAUCAGAGACUUGCCCACAUUUGGCGGAUGGCAUGGAGGAUCAUCCAGUAUUCGGAACUUACCUUGCGAGGAGCCGCCGUCGCCUCUGGCCGCUGGAUGACAAUCUCUACCGGGAAAGUCAAGGAUUAGCUUCAGCUGCAUCGUCAGCAUCACCCAUGUCACCUGAAUCGACCGCACCGACCGCAUCAUCCGACAAUCUCGAACUUCAAGAACCAGGCCCCGGGGGACGAGCGACCCGGGAACCUCAGAUCCGAGGAAGAAAACGCAAGCUCAGUAAUGCUACGCAGCCAAUUGACAUUGGGGAUCCGGAUUAUGAUGACUUUAUGGACGAGUCCAGUGGCUGA
This is a messenger RNA of Coccidioides posadasii C735 delta SOWgp, 2163 nucleotides long. NCBI's taxonomy places the organism in Eukaryota, Fungi, Ascomycota, Eurotiomycetes, Onygenales, Onygenaceae. The record is from RefSeq and is a predicted model, not a curated record.